UCCCAUUUGACCUUCACGCGGGAUAUUCGGCGACCGAGAUUCCCUCACCUCGAUCAGGAACCCUGAAUGCCAUCGGCAAUACUCUACAAUGCGGCUACUGCAACAAGAUAACGCCAACAACUACACCCUCACGGCCGAUCUGCGCGCUGACGACAUCCCCCCCUACGCCAUCCUUUCCCACACCUGGGGCGCCGGCGAAGUCAUCUACAACGAUGUCAAAACGAGUUCAAAUGACUGGCAACAGAAAGCCGGCUACGAUAAGAUCAAAUUCUGCGCCGACCAGGCCAAGCGACAUGACCUGCAGCAUUUCUGGGUAGAUACCUGUUGUAUCGACAAAUCUGACGCCAUCGAACUCCAGACGGCAAUCAACAGUAUGUUCAGGUGGUACCGUGGCGCGAAACGAUGCUACGUUUUCCUGUCCGACGUCUCCUGUCCCCUGACCUCCACUCAGCAGCCGGGAGUGAUAUCGUGGGAGGCUGCGUUACGAGGCAGUAGGUGGUUCACGCGGGGCUGGACACUUCAAGAGCUCAUCGCCCCGCAGAUUGUCGAAUUCUACUCGAAGGAAGGGGUCUUCUUAGGCGAUAGGAGGUCGCUGGAGGCUAUUAUACGCGACGUGACAGGUAUUCCUGCAACGGCUCUAAGGGGUACACCAUUAUCUGACUUUACGACUUCCGAACGCGAGGCGUGGGUUCGCAACCGGGAAACAAAGUAUGAGGAAGACAUGGCAUACUCGCUGCUUGGGAUAUUUGGCGUUCACAUGCCACUCAUCUAUGGUGAGGGUCGCGAACAAGCACAGAGAAGAUUGCGAGAAGAGGUCCAGAGAUCUGUAAAAGGCACUCACCACAACAAGUUCUCGAUCAGCUUCAGCCUGUCGGGCGUCCCCGAGACUCCACAUUUCGUAGCAAGAGAUGGAGAAGUAGCCGAGAUGCGGAGAGUGCUGUGCUCGGAUGGAAGCCGUCGCGUUGUCGUGCUCCAUGGUCUCGGUGGCAUUGGCAAGACACAGCUCGCUGCGACCUAUAUCAACCGAUAUCGAGACGAGUACUCUGCCAUCUUCUGGCUCAAUAUCAAGGACGAAGCGUCCAUUCAGCAGAGCUUUGCUAGGAUCGCAACGCAGAUCCUCGAACAGAAUGCCGAUGUCGGCAGCCUCAAGGGACUGGACCUGCAGCAAGACCACGACAAGAUUACUCAGGCCGUCAAGGCGUGGCUUAGCUUACCAGGCAACACCAGAUGGCUCAUUGUGUACGAUAACUACGACAACCCACAGCUUCCAGGACGGAAAACCGAUGCUGCGUUUCUUCCGAUGGCAUAUCAGGGCUCAAUAGUGAUCACAACGCGGCUGUCGCAGAUCGACAUAGGACAUCACAUCCGAAUUGAGAAACUCAAAUCCGAACACGAGAGUCUGCAAAUACUGUCGAACGCAUCAGGUCGAAAUGGCUUACAAGAUGAUAGUGACGCAAAAGACCUUGUGCGAGAAUUGGACGGGCUUCCCCUCGCUCUAGCUACGGCCGGAGCAUAUCUGAAGCGCGCCCCAAUCAGCAUACGCAAGUACCUUCGCUACUACCAGGAAUCUUGGGUCAGACUUACUGGUAAUCUGCAUCUUGGAUCCUAUGCAGAUCGUACCUUGGCUACAACAUGGCGGCUGUCAUAUGAACAUGUUCAGACACAAAACCCACUUGCGGCUCAUUUGCUCCAGUGGUGGGCCUACUUCAACAACGAAGACAUAUGGUUCGGUCUUUUCCGGGCUAGAAGCGGAAUGGGCCCCGUGUGGAUGAAACAGCUUUCAGAAGAGCUCAACUUCAACGAUGCGAUGGGCGGACUCCAUGACUACGGCCUUGUCGAACCUGCAUCUUUGUUCCAAGAGAUACAAGGGUAUAGUAUACAUGGUUGUCUGCAUUCUUGGACGGUCCACAUAUUGAACGAGGAGUGGGACAGCUGCUUGAACAAGCUUGCAGUCGAGAGCGUGGCGUCGCAGGUUCCAUCAAACGUGGAAGCUGAAUAUUGGCUGCUUCAGAAGCGACUAAUACCACAUGCGAUCCGGUCUUGUUCAACAGUACAGGAGAGCGAUGUUCCCUCGGAUUGGGCUUUUCAUUCUCUGGGUAAUCUCUACUCUGAUCAGGGGAAGCUGGACGAGGCCGAGAAGAUGUACUUGCGGGCGCUGGAUGGGAGCGAGAAGGCACUGGGACCGGAUCACACAUCAACACUUGGCACAGAUCUUUGCGCUCAAAACAGGGCAAUGUGGGUCAAGCUCGGCAAUAUUAUCAACGUGCUUACGAUGGUCUUGACCAGCUCCUCGGGCCAUUGCACCCAGCCGUCCAGUCAGCGCGGCACACCCUCGAGCUCACGAAUACCGCCUGUGAAGCUGGGACGUGUUCGAGCGAUGACCAACAUUUGGUUGAUUCAACACAACCCCAGGUGUCAAAUAAGAGGCGACGAGAUAUUUUGAAGCGGGUCCUACGUCUUCAUAUAGGGUAGAAAAGUCGAUAGUAUGUUAGUCUCAG
Microdochium trichocladiopsis is the source of this 2498-nucleotide messenger RNA. Its product is annotated as kinesin light chain 1. Bases 89 to 2443 code for a protein of 784 amino acids. The transcript is spliced from 5 exons. Gene Ontology annotation, molecular function: protein binding; ADP binding. NCBI's taxonomy places the organism in Eukaryota, Fungi, Ascomycota, Sordariomycetes, Xylariales, Microdochiaceae. The record is from RefSeq and is a predicted model, not a curated record.